Phymastichus coffea is the source of this 2679-nucleotide messenger RNA. It is a transcript of the gene Wsck, whose product is annotated as putative inactive tyrosine-protein kinase Wsck. NCBI's taxonomy places the organism in Eukaryota, Metazoa, Arthropoda, Insecta, Hymenoptera, Eulophidae. Gene Ontology annotation, biological process: cell surface receptor protein tyrosine kinase signaling pathway; protein phosphorylation; multicellular organism development. Bases 249 to 2408 code for a protein of 719 amino acids. Gene Ontology annotation, molecular function: protein binding; transmembrane receptor protein tyrosine kinase activity; ATP binding. Gene Ontology annotation, cellular component: signaling receptor complex. The record is from RefSeq and is a predicted model, not a curated record. The transcript has 9 exons.
CGCACAUAUACACAACGCCACACGUCAGAGUUGGUUGCUGUCGGGUUGCCGUUGUCGGCAUCGCGCGAUUUCCGCGCGCGCAAACCGCGCCCUGCAUCCAUCUCAUCACCCGUUUAUCAACUCUACUAACUAACCGGCCGACAAAAGCUUUGUUGUCACUUUGAAAACUCGCAGCUGACUCAGGCCAAGAACCGCUACAGUUAAAAGGUAUACGCCUCGGUUAGUCAAUGAUGCAUUGAAUCUUCAACAUGAGUGUUUCGAGGAGGGUCACCUGGAGCUGGCUGCUUCUGUGGCUGCUUGCUUUGGCCGCAGGUCAGCAAAGCAUCGGAUGCUUCAAGAGUUCCCCAAACGAUCCCGACUUGCCUGUUCUCGUCGCUAAAAGGGUUGGCUCGCCCGAAGAAUGCAUCAGAGAAUGCAAGGCUCGGUACUUUAUAUUCUCUGGAUUGAUGAAUGGCCAUCAGUGUUAUUGUGGUAGUCAUUAUGGCAAAAAUGGGCCAUCCGACGAGUGUAAAGAUCCAUGCAUAGAUGAUUCCUCAAUAACUUGUGGUUCUAAUGAUGCCAUAAAUGUCUACUCAACUGGUCAAAAAGGACCAAGUCCUCCAAGACGAGUAUCAGUGAGCAAGUAUGGCCAGGAUUUUUUAAAAGUAAUUUGGCAGUUGCCUGAUGUACCUAAUGGGAAAAUAGUGUCAUAUACUUUGAAGGCUUCAGCUUUAGAAACCAAAUCCCUAUAUCCGUUGGCUCCAAUAGAGGCAGAAGUUCAGGGAGAAUCUGCUAAUUCAACAACUAUCUUAGGCCUACACCCUGGUACCAAGUACAAUAUAACAAUUUUCGCAACUAACACUCAAGGGUCUAGCGACGAGGCUUACACUAUUGACUGGACGCGUAUCGGACCUCCAAAUAAACCUAAUCCUCCCAAAAUUAUUACUAAAGGCGAGAACACUAUUACCAUUGAAAUUCCUCCUGGAACCAGUGAAAAUGGACCUAUUACUUACUACCACGUUAUAGUGGUCCAAUCUGGUACAGUACCACCAACGGGAAGUGACGUUGUUUAUGAUAAUUACGACAGGGCCAGUAAAGAAGGUUUAGGAUAUUACAUUACUGGUAAAUUUGAUAUUUCGGAUUAUGCACAUUACAAGAGGUUUGUCGUUGGUGAUGGUCGGAUGAUUGGCGGCUACUACAAUGCACCACUAGAAAAAAACCAGCGGCAACCACAGAUUGGUAUUGCUCUCGAAUCGAGGGUUCGGGGCGAAGUACAAUACAGUUAUUCUAAUUUGGCGAAUGGAAUGCAUAAAUUGGCAACUAGCGAUAGUCAAGAUAUGAAUUUCAGUGCAGCCAACACCAUUCUCUGGGUUCUUAUAGUAUUAUUAGCUAUGCUAUUAUUAGCCUCGAUGUUAAUUUUUGUGUUACUUCGUAAAAAGUUUGAAAAGGUGCGAAUGCAGAGGCUACCAGAGCAACAAGAAUUGACACUCCAAGGACCUGUUUUUGAAGUUGAUAAUACAGCUUAUAUUCCCGAAGAUAUUCCUGAAAGAACGAAUCAUUAUGAAGAAUUGAAAAACAGAGUUUGGAGCAUACCACGGAAUUUUUUGAAUUUCGAUACCGAUUCCAUACGUUGUGGUCGUUUUUGGACAGUACAUAUGGGUACUGUGCAGAGAGAUGGAAUUCCGGUUGCGGUUGCGGUUCAUAAAAUAUUAGAUACUCAGUUGAGAGGCUCUGAAAAGAGGAAAAUGCUACGCGAGUUGGACAUCUGCAUUAAAGCAGGCAAUUCUAAAUAUCUAGCUGGUCUAGUAGGUAAUUGUGAGAUUCCUCACACACUAUUUGUUGCAUUGGAAAUGCCACCGCAGAAUCUCAAAACUCGGCUAAUAGCAGCAAGAUCAGGCGAAAAUUUCCCUCAUGACCAAAUGCUGAAGAUAGGCGCAGGUGUUGCUGAAGCUUUAAGACACCUCGAAAGUCUUAAAAUCGUACACACCUGCGUAUGUGCUAGAAGCGUUGGUUUGAAUAACGAUUGGACACCCAAGCUCAUGGGCCAUGGCCUAUCAAAGAAUGCACUCAAAGCUGUUAAAUACGCUCGUUGGACAGCAAUUGAGUGCUUCAACAAUCAGACAAAGCAUCAGCCAGGAGUAGUUUGGGCUUACGGUGUGUUACUUUGGGAGAUAUUCAGCUUGGGAGGUACACCCUAUUCCAAUGUCCUAAUGGAUAGCGAUGUCGAGGAUUUGGUUAACGCUGGUCUAAGACUUCAUCAGCUCAUGCACAUACCCGACUCCCUGUAUGAGGUAAUGAGCUCUUGUUGGCUCGUUGAUCCGCUUGAAAGGCCGACCUUUGAUGAGCUUGUGAGAUUGGAUACGUUGUCUAUUUGUCCUGUUGCAUCGAUAACGGAACCGUACCUACAAGAACUGGAGUUGAAUAAUUAAAAGCUAAUAUUUUGCUUCCAUAUCAGAGAUUAAUGAAGGAAUGAGUUACUUGUACUUAAUGAUGCGAUUGUACUUGCAUUUAAUUUCUCGAUAUUCGUUUAGGAUAAUACUCUAAUUUGGAUGCAGCAAUAUGCCUAUAUAGUUACCCAGCCACUUAAUACUACAGCGAAAUUACAUUUUUACAAUAUUUCGCUUGGCGUGAACGUUUUAUUAUGCAUUUAAAGAACUUUAUAGAAGUUUUUUUACUAAGCACUACACAGUAUUCAAAUAA